AUGAGCGCCGCUUUGCGUCGCAGUCGGCGGCAGGAGUCUGCAGAGGUCUACGGCCCGGAAGGUCCCUCGGUCCGCGUCGGGAGAGACCCCGGGGCUGGAGGGCGGGGUGGCAGGGGCGAGGGGCAGCGCCAGGGCGGGCAGGGAGACUCCGGAGCCCGGGGGCCGGGUCCUGUGCCCUCACCCCGACCUUCAGUGGCUCCCCAGUGCCUCCUGAGCAAGAGCGUGGCCGCCGCAGCCUCCGCGGACCGUGGUGGGGAGAAGUCCCCUGAUGACUUUGUGGGGUUUGCACUAGAUGGGCUGCAGAGAAGGACAUUCAUCGGACAGCCAGAUCUGCAGCCUGUGAUGCCCAAGAAAGUGGCUGCUGACUCUCAGCGUUCUCACCUCUCCUCCUUCACCAUGAAGCUGAUGGACAAAUUCCACUCACCCAAAAUCAAGAGAACACCAUCAAAGAAGGGAAAACCAGCUGAAGUGUCCGUGAAGAUUUCGGAGAAGCCUGUGAACAAAGAGGCAACAGACAGAUUUCUACCAGAGGGCUACCCUAUCCCCUUGGAUCUGGAGCAGCAGGCAGUAGAAUUUAUGUCCACCAGUGCUGUGGCUUCCAGGUCUCAAAGGCAGAAGAACCUGAGCUGGCUGGAAGAGAAAGAGAAAGAAGUUGUCAGUGCCUUGCGCUACUUUAAGACCAUUGUGGACAAAAUGGCUAUUGAUAAGAAGGUCCUGGAGAUGCUUCCAGGGUCGGCCAGCAAGGUGCUGGAGGCCAUCUUACCCCUGGUGCAGAGCGAUCCUCGCAUUCAGCACAGCUCAGCCCUCUCCUCCUGCUACAGCCGAGUGUACCAAAGUCUUGCCAACCUCAUUCGUUGGUCUGACCAAGUGAUGCUGGAAGGCGUGAACUCAGAAGAUAAAGAGAUGGUAACAACUGUGAAAGGGGUCAUCAAGGCCGUGCUGGAUGGAGUGAAGGAGCUGGUCAGACUUACCAUUGAGAGGCAGGGGCGUCCGUCUCCAACAAGCCCAGUGAAGCCCAGUUCCCCAGCUGGCAAACCUGAUGGCCAGGCUGAGCUCCCCCUGACAGACCGAGAGGUGGAGAUUCUAAACAAGACGGCUGGGAUGUCGCAGUCAACCGAGCUGCUCCCAGACUCCACGGAUGCGGAGAUUGCACCUCCCAAGCCCCCUUUACCUGGCAUUCGAGUGGUUGAUAAUAGUCCUCCACCAGCGUUGCCACCCAAGAAAAGGCAGUCAGCUCCGUCUCCUACCCGAGUGGCUGUGGUGGCCCCCAUGAGUCGAGCCACCAGCGGCUCCAGCCUACCUGUCGGGAUUAAUAGGCAGAGGCGACUGUCAGGAGGCAGCCACUCGUAUGGCGGAGAGUCGCCCCGCCUGUCCCCCUGCAGCAGCAUAGGCAAGCUCAGCAAGUCAGACGAGCAGCUGUCCUCUCUGGACAGGGACAGCGGACAGUGCUCCCGGAACACAAGCUGUGAAACUCUAGAUCACUAUGAUCCCGACUAUGAAUUCCUCCAGCAAGACCUCUCUAACGUGGACCAGAUACCUCAACAAGUGGCUUGUAACCUUAGCCCGUUGCCGGAGUCCUCGGGGGAGUCUGGGUCUCCAUUCCUCAGCCAUCCUUUCCAGCUGCCUCUUGGCAUCUGUCCCCAGCCAGAGGGGCCCUUGGCCCCAGGACAGCAGACAGACACGCCACCUGCUCUUCCAGAGAAGAAGCGCAGGAGUGCGGCCUCCCAAACCACGGACAGCUCUGGCUGCAGGGUGUCCUAUGAGCGGCACCCCUCACAGUAUGACAACAUCUCUGAAGAUGACCUGCAGAACCCAGCCCCAGUCCAGUGCAUCCCCUUCACAGCCUUUGCUGCUAUCCUCCCUUUUCAGCAAGGAGGUUCCUCAGCCCCUGUCGAAUUUGUGGGUGACUUCACUGCUCCUACAUCAACGGGUGACCCAGAAAAGCCACCUCCUCUACCAGAGAAGAAAAACAAACACA
Molecule: messenger RNA, 1978 nt
Organism: Galeopterus variegatus (Sunda flying lemur)
Lineage: Eukaryota; Metazoa; Chordata; Mammalia; Dermoptera; Cynocephalidae
Product: rap guanine nucleotide exchange factor 1-like
Exons: 12
Source: RefSeq, a predicted model, not a curated record